Molecule: messenger RNA, 881 nt
Organism: Mauremys reevesii (Reeves's turtle)
Lineage: Eukaryota; Metazoa; Chordata; Testudines; Geoemydidae
Gene: RSL24D1
Product: ribosomal L24 domain containing 1
Exons: 6
Coding region: 70-561 (163 amino acids)
Biological process (GO): ribosomal large subunit biogenesis
Cellular component (GO): nucleolus
Source: RefSeq, a predicted model, not a curated record
UCGCUCACUUCCUGCGCGGCGCGGCGUGGCCAGGCGGCUGGGUGCCGGGAGGGUUCAGUCGGCAGCAAGAUGCGCAUCGAGAAAUGUUACUUCUGCUCCGGGCCCAUCUAUCCGGGACACGGGCUCAUGUUCGUGCGGAACGACUGCAAGGUCUUCAGAUUCUGCAGAUCAAAAUGCCACAAAAACUUUAAAAAGAAACGAAAUCCCAGAAAGGUCAGAUGGACCAAAGCCUUCCGGAAAGCAGCUGGUAAAGAACUAACAGUGGAUAAUUCAUUUGAGUUUGAAAAACGAAGAAACGAGCCACUGAAAUACCAGAGAGAGCUAUGGAGCAAAACUGUUGAUGCAAUGAAGAGAGUGGAAGAGAUCAAACAAAAACGCCAAGCUAAAUUUAUCAUGAACAGAUUAAAGAAGAGCAAAGAGCUGCAGAAGGCACAAGACAUCAAAGAAGUCAAGCAAAACAUACACCUUGUUCGGGCUCCACAUGCAGGCAAAGCAAAACGGCUGGAGGAGAAAAUGGUACAGAAACUGCAAGAGGAUGUAGCUAUGGAAGAAGAGUCCUAAAAACCUUGUCCUUGUUUUCCUUCUAUUUUUACCUCCUCAACUUACCGUUUUUUGACUCUCCAGAGUUCUGACUUGUGCAUUAUUGAUUCAUUUGACAUUUGUUCAUUGAAAUGAAAGGUGAUUAAACACACCCUAGAUGCACAUCGUGUGUGUGUGUGAGUGAAGCACCAGACAUUCUGUUUGAUUACAUCUUUUAAGGGAAGGUACUCUCAAUUCUUUAUUGGGAGAAAAAUACACUUUACUGAGCAGAAGUUAUUUUGCAAGUCAUCCAAUACUGUUUGUAAUUAUAAAAAUGAGUAAUUGGCAUGAACCAGCUGUCC